GCCUAGUUUACAGUGCUCUGCCAAGUGCUGUAGACGUGCUCGAUAGUCAGUGCCAAGAAUUGAAGAAAACGGGAUGUUUUCAUCAAUCAAAAAGCGCUUUGAGCUUUCAGGCCGUCCUUCAAGGCUUCACCUCCGCAGGGAAAGCUCUUCUGUUGAGGUGGACACCCACAGUGAAAAUGCUACGUCAUCUGAGAGUGCCGGUCGCACCCUGCUGAUCCACGGCCCCGUGGAACUCAGAAGAGGCUGGAGGAGGCAGAAGCGGCACCUCUUCUUGUUCAGCGAUCUGUUGCUGAUAGCUAACAAAAAUUACAAAAAAAACUUUAAAAUAAAAAAUAAAGUACCCCUGAACACCAUAUGGAUUGCCAACUGUUUGGACAAAUUCGGAGAAGCCGACACCUCUGCCAAGAGGUCCUUUGUCUUGGGCUGGCCCACAGUGAACUUUGUGGCCACCUUCAGCUCUUCAGAACUAAAGGAAAAAUGGCACUCUUCCCUUCAAAGGUGCAUCAAUCUAGCCAAAGAGAAGGACCAGCCAAAGAGCAUUCCCCUCAAAAUCGUCACUGAGGACAUUAAGAACUGUGAAUGUUCUGUAACUGUAACAGUGACAAAUUCGGAUACAGUGAAUAACAUUAUCAACAUGUCACUACCAAUGCUUGGAAUAACUGGCUCUGAGAAAGAUUACCAGCUGUGGGUCAGUUCCGGCAAGAAAGAGGCCCCAUGCCCACUCACUGGACAUGAGCAUCCCUACGGAAUUAAAAUGAGCCAUCGUCCAGCCACUGGGCUCCUGCCACAGGGACCAGAGGACUCCACCUUCCAGGAGUCCCCAGACACGCAAGGCCAAUUCAUUCUGAAGCCAAGGCACCCAGCCAGGAACCAGCAGAGGAAAGGCCAGAAGUCAGUGAGAAGGAAUUUUAUGGGCAACUGGGCCCUCCGGCGCGGCUCCAGCGCCUGCCAGGACCUUCCGCACGUGACGCCAUCAUCCCCAAAGCCAGGGCAGCUCUUCGGCGUCAGCCUCGGGGAUGUGUGCGAACGCGACAGCCUGCCCCCUUCUCUUCUGGAUAUGCUUUGCUUUCUCAAGCAAAAAGGGCCGCUCACAGAGGGCAUAUUCAGAAAAUCGGCCAAUAUAAAAUCAUGCAGAGCCCUAAAGGAGACAUUAAAUGCUGGGGACAAAGUGAACCUGGACUGUGAAUCUGUUCUUGUGGUGGCAUCUGUCUUAAAGGAUUUUCUUCGAAACAUCCCAGGGAGCGUCUUUACAUCUGACCUCUAUGCUAAAUGGGUCAGUAUAACUGAUGGAGAGAACGAGGAGGAGAAAAUCGCUGCCACUCAGAGGCUUUUGGACGAGCUGCCCAGAGCCAAUGCAGCGCUCCUGCGUUAUCUUUUUGGAGUGCUGCACAACAUUCAGCAGCAUUCGUCCGUCAAUCAGAUGACAGCUUACAACUUAGCCACCUGCAUAGCCCCAAGCAUUCUUUGUUUGCCCAAUGCCUGCAGCGCAGACUUCGAAAGUGACAUCACAAGAAAGAUUUCUCUUGUGCAAUUUUUGAUUGAGAAUUGCCUCCAGAUCUUUGGAGAAGACAUUGCUUCCCUCCUGGGGGAGAGCUCCAUGCAUUGCGAUGGCAGCGAGAAGGCUGCAGAUCCUUCGACUGACUUCGGAGAAGACAUUGCUUCCCUCCUGGGGGAGAGCUCCAUGCAUUGUGAUGGCAGCGAGAAGCCUGCAGAUCCUUUGACUGACUUCGGAGAAGACAUUGCUUCCCUCCUGGGGGAGAGCUCCAUGCAUUGUGAUGGCAGCGAGAAGGCUGCAGAUCCUUCGACUGACUUCGGAGAAGACAUUGCUUCCCUCCUGGGGGAGAGCUCCAUGCAUUGUGAUGGCAGCGAGAAGGCUGCAGAUCCUUCGACUGACUUCGGAGUGUCAACCAAGCAACCUGUUGAAUCCAAGCCAGUGAGAGUGAUAGUGACUUACAAAAAGGCACAACUGCAGAAUGACGCCGAGGCCCCUCGUGGCAUGGGUCCACCCAGCUCCCUGUCUGCAAUGCUUUCAGUCACUGAAGACUAGAGUCUCCAUAAUCAUACUCGACCCUUUCUUUCCUUUCCUUCCUGUAAUAUCCCACCAAGAACACUUUCUCCAAAAUUCUACUACCUCCGUUACGUUCUCAUCAUGUAGACGCCAGUCAGCUAAUGCCCCCGAAAUCAUUUUCAGCCCCUUGUAACAAAAAAGUGUGUGGGGGUGGUGAAUUUCUAGAAAAAUACAGGGUCAGAAAAGGAAAGUUUUCGUAGCUCCUGGGAAUCACCUCAGGACUCAAGAACAGUAAUUCCUGAGCUUGAAGAUUCCAGUCCUCAGUCACCACAGGGGCAGUAGAUUACAUGGAAGGAUCCUCUCAGACAUCUCAGGAAAUAAGCUCCCAACGUGUCAGAGGCCAAUUUUCACAAAGUUAAACACAUGAAUCUCACACACUAGAGUCUAAACUUGAGUCCAAAUGUUAUUCAACUCAUCUUACUGAGGAGACCAGUAAGGUGGUAAAGAAUGUUUUUGAGUAUAGUACUUUUAUGGCACCAAGCUGGGGCCAAAGAAGCAAAUUUUCUUUGUUGGACAUAAACAGUUAAUGUUUUAAAGGGUAAUCAAUCUAUAAGCUUUGAAUUUAUCUUCUCCUGUGACAAAAAUCAAAUUAACAUUAUUCUAUUUUUACGAAACACAGUGAAGGACAUCCAGAUUUGGACUCCUCCAUCUUACACUUCCCAUGCAAGCUUUCCUGGAGGGGAAUCUGUCCUCCCUCUGUCAACUGUCUCAUCCACCCUUCACUUCUCACCCUGCUGACAUGUGGCCUCUCCCUGUCUUCCUUUCCAGCAGCCUCAGUAGAUCACAUUCAACCGAUGACCAAGCCCCUUCACCUGACAAACCAAAGCACAUCUUCUGGGAUUCCUAAGGCACUUGCCCUGCCAGGGUCUCGUAAUUCCUGAAUUCUAAUCUCGUUUCACUGGUAGUUCACUUCUCCCAGGUCAUGUGAUUUAUCUCUGUCUUCCUCUGUUUAUAUCGUUUCAUGGACUUUUCUACAUCUUCGCCUAAACCCGAGGACUCUUCACGUCAUUCCCAGGUGCCCUCAGCUCUCGUGUUGCCUCUGAUUCCCUGCUCUCCUAUCAUCCCACCAACCCUCAUCCCAUCACAGACCCAUGAGUGCAGCAGUGUCCUCUCUGGCCUCCCUGUCUCCAGUGGUGAAGUUGGGGAAGGAUGGCCCCAUGUAUGCCUCCCACCUUAAUGUUCCUACUUCAGGGUAAGCUCCCUGAGCAGGGAUGAGGCUGUCUAGCACAGCCUGGCAUUCCACUGCCAACCACCAGACUCAACACCAGGUAGGUAUUCAGUAAAUAUUGGCUAUUGAAGACAUACCCCUCACUAUAUAGGUCACGUGGUACUGCAUCAGGAUGAGGCCUGAACUGGGAGAGAGUCAGCUGUGCACAUCUUCCUUUUUCUGUCCUGAUCCUGAGAGCUGAGGGGGCAUCAACCAGGGAGAGACCUGUGCAUGGAAUUCCUUCCUAAAGUGCACAGUAUGGAAAGAGGGGGCAGUAACUUUGCAGUGGAGAAAAGUGACAAGCACUACCUUAGCCAGGCGAUCAAGGUCAACGUCAACAGUCAUACAUCUAGUUAAUAACAAUGAACCUGUAUAAUUUCAUCUGUUGUAACGAAUAUCCCCUAUUGAGGUAAGAUGCUAGUGAUAGCAAACCAGAACAGAGGGGUAUGGGAACUCUCUGUGCUGUCUUUCUUAAAUUUUCUAUCAAUCUCAAAACUGUUCUAAAAAGUAAAGUCUAUCUUUUAAAGAGUUCCAAUUAAGUAUAGAUGAAAAAUGGUAUCUUGGGUUUUCUUUAAUUGGACAUGCUUUGUUUACUAAUGCAGGGAAGUCUGUCCACAUUUGGGUUGGCUACUUACAUUUGUUCUUCUGUGGAUUGCUGAUUGUCAUGUGCCCCUAAGGUUUAUGGUUAUCUGUUAUGUGACAUUAGUGUAGUCAUAGCUCACUGACACAGUCUCAUGAACUACCACAGCCCGAGGAAGUAUUAACUGCCUGCUUUUCAUUAUCCAAAUACCCAUUUUACUGAUGAAGAAAUGGAGAUUCAGAGAGGCUAAAAAAUUGAACCAAGUCCACAUUUAGUGUCACACCUAGACCUUGAACUCACAUCUGUCUGACUCCAGAAUUCCCUAAACACCACACUAUACUGGGAAGUACCAAGUGUGUGACAUUGGCAGGAGGAGGGGGGGAUCCUGACAGCUGGCUGGGUGUCCAGUGACAAACUUUAAUUCUGUAUUUUAAUGAAGUGAUGACACCCCAACGGGGGGCACCAUCCAGGCAAACUAGAAGUAUGUAGGAAGUCCCUGAGUGGCUGCUGUGAGAAAUGGCUCAUGAGGGCAACGAGCUUUGUGUCCCAAGCAGAGGGACUAGAGUAGGUCACUCCAGAUCUACUGAGAACAGCAAAAUGGAUCCUCUGUAGUCGCCCUCAGAAGAAAUGCAACUUUCAGGGGCCAGCAGGGGACACAAUCUCAUGUCAUACAUCAUCAUAAUUUAACGUUGGCACUGAAAACUGAAGCCAGGAAGGGGUAUCGCCUCUCCUCAGAAUUCUUAAACAGCAUCCAAGCUGUGGGGGACCCCAUUCACCAGCACUUGCUUCUCAGGUCUUGACCUCAAGAAAUUGGGCAGAAAUCCAAAGGCUCUGGACUCAAGGGAGGGGAUUUGACCUCUGGCUUGGCUGCCUGUCUUGUACAACCUUGAGCAAAUCAAUUCACCACUGGGGUCCUUGCUUUGUUCAUAUCAAAACAGGAACCACUGCCCUACUGACCUCAUAGAAUUUUCCAGCAGAUGAAUAAUAGUACUGAUGGCUAACAGUUACUGCACAGUCGCUACAGACCGGUACUUUGCAGGCAUCAUCGCAUUUAAUACUCACAACAAUCAUGCUGGCCACGUACUUAAAUUAUCCUUAUUUUAUAGAUUGGAAAACAGCUCCAGAGGAAGGAUAUCGCUUGUUUGAGGUCACCCGGUUUGCAAAGAUGAAGUCAGAAUUUAGAGCCCAUGUUGUUCACCGAUGAGUUACGUCACUAACCACGUUCCAAAGUGAUGCGGAUGGAAAGAAUGCUGGUGCUUCAGAGUCCUGCGGCAACCUUGAGAAGCUGCAGAGGAGUGGACGACCACGAGCUGGGGCUUGG
Messenger RNA from Equus caballus (horse), 5176 nucleotides. The record is from RefSeq and is a predicted model, not a curated record. Lineage: Eukaryota; Metazoa; Chordata; Mammalia; Perissodactyla; Equidae.